Messenger RNA from Eublepharis macularius, 3376 nucleotides. It is a transcript of the gene SEMA4F, whose product is annotated as ssemaphorin 4F. Gene Ontology annotation, biological process: positive regulation of cell migration; axon guidance; neural crest cell migration. Gene Ontology annotation, molecular function: chemorepellent activity; semaphorin receptor binding. Lineage: Eukaryota; Metazoa; Chordata; Lepidosauria; Squamata; Eublepharidae. The transcript is spliced from 14 exons. The coding region runs from base 45 to 2336 and encodes 763 amino acids. The record is from RefSeq and is a predicted model, not a curated record.
GCGACGGCUCGGUCCUUCCUGCCGUCCUCGCCGCGGAUGCCGGGAUGGGGAAGGCGCUGCGCCGCCCGCCGCCGCCGCUGCUGCUGCUCCUCCUGCCGCCGCUGCUGCUCGUGCUGGUGGGCUCGGCGCUGCCGCCCGUGCCUCGCAUCUCGCGCCCCUUCCCCGAGGUGGAGCAGGUAGUGCGGCGCUUCUCCCACAAGACCGCCUCCAACUACAGCGUGUUCCUGGUGGACCCCGCCUCCCGAAUGCUCUACGUGGGAGCCAAGGAUGCCGUCUUUGCCCUGCCCUUGGAAGACAUCAGCCAAAGAAGCAGGAUGAUCUCUUGGAACGUGCUGCAGAGUCCUCGGAAUUCCUGCAAGAUGAAAGGCAAGAAGGAGGCCGAAUGUCACAACUUUGUCCGGAUCUUGGAGUUUGCCAACAGCACCCACCUGUUUGCUUGUGGGACUUUUGCCUUCGACCCGCAGUGCGGCUUCAUUAAAGCAAGUGAUUUCCACCGCGUGGAGAGCCCGGAGAGCGGCAGAGGGAAGUGCCCCUUUGAGCCCUCACAGCCAUCCACAGCCGUCAUGGCAGAUGGCGCCCUGUAUGCAGCCACAGUAAACAACUUCUUGGGGACUGAGCCCCUCAUCUCCAGGGCCACAGGAAACCCCGCGGAGCAGAUCCGGACAGACGCUUCCGUGGCAUGGCUGAAUGAUCCUGAGUUUGUGGCCUCGGCUUUCCUACGAGAGAGCAGGGAUGGUGAGGAUGAUAAGAUCUACUUCUUCUUCACGGAGACGGCCCGGGAGUAUGACUCCUUCGAGAAGGUCAGGGUGGCUCGUGUGGCCAGAGUCUGCAAGGGGGACUUGGGCGGCCAGAAGACCUUGCAGAAGAAAUGGACCACCUUCUUGAAGACUCAGUUGGUCUGCUCGGAUCCGGAAACAGGGACAGUCUUCAACAUCCUCAAAGACAUGGUCACUCUGCCCUCCGAGAACUGGACAGCCACUGUCUUCUAUGGGGUCUUUGUCGCCCAAAGGAAUGAAGCCGCGGGCUCUGCCGUUUGUGCCUACAGCGUGGAGAGUAUCCAGAGUGCCAUGAACGGACACUUCAAGGAGUUCAAAAGGGACUGUGACAAAUGGACCCGUGUGGUGCUGGGUGAAGUGCCCGAGCCGCGGCCAGGGGCAUGCAUCACCAACAGCAUGAAGCUGGCUGGCAUCGAGUCCUCACUGGCCCUCCCAGACCGAGUCCUGACGUUUGUUCGUGACCACCCGCUCAUGGACCAGCCGGCCCACCCCCUGGAGAACAGGCCAGUGUUAGUGAAGCCAGGCACACAGUACCGCCGGCUGGCAGUUCACCGGGUCAAAGACCUCUCUGGGCAGGAGCAUGAGGUUCUGUACCUGGGAACAGAGGACGGACACUUGCACAAGGCGGUGCAGAUGGGCGCCAAAGCUUCCCUCACGGAGGACUUGACACUGUUUGUGCAGCCUCAGCCGGUCCGGAGCCUGCACCUCCACCAGAACUGGCUGUAUGUAGCUUCUGACAGCGAAGUUACCCAGAUCAGCACGUCUAACUGUGCCAAGUAUGGCACCUGCCAGGAAUGCCUUUUGUCCAGAGACCCUGCAUGUGGUUGGAGCAAGGAGCUGGGGGUGUGCAGAGACCACCACGGGCACCCAGGGCUGCUGCAGGAUCUCAUGGCGUCGAAGGUGCCUGCGCUGUGCUCUCUGGAGAAGGAAGAGGCACCACCCACCAUGCUCGAAGUGCCAGCAUUGCUGACUGCUCGCGUGGUGCUUCCCUGCAGACCUCGCUCCGCAUGGUCCAGCUGUGAGUGGCAGAGACCUUCUCCAGAUGCUGCCCUCUAUGUCUGGCGUAACGAUGGUCUGGAGUUUACUGUGACAGAGGCGACGCUGGGGGAAUACACGUGCCGGUGUGCAGAGUCUGGGGUGAACGGCAUGGUUGCCUCCUACAGUCUGGUGAACGGUGCCUGGGCUGGCCCCAAGGCCUCCCUGUCGGCUGAGCGCAGCUACAGUGUCCUGGUUGGCGUGUUCUGCUUUGUCUUGGGCGUCAUCGUCAGCAGCGGCUGCCUUCUCCUGCAUGAGUGGCGGCGGCGAGAGCACAUGCGGAGGGAGCUGAUCAGUCGGGAGCGGAACGGGCUGGAUCUGCUGCCGUCGACCACCACCAGCUGCAGCCACGAGCCGCAGACCCCCAGCUCUCCGGAGGACGAACGCCACCCGCUGGCCCUGGCCAAGAAGAACGGCAGCCUCAACGGCUAUCCCCACCUCUACAUCAACGAGCUGGACACGGAGCAAGCACGCAUCUACUUGACAGGGGUCCCCCUGGCCAAGUGCGAUGAGACCUCCAUUUAGGAAGGCCCCGUGCUUUCUCUCUCGCUGAGGCCCUGUGGGGCCUGCCCCCUGGAGCCAGACGGGCCGAAGCGACGGUGCUGCUUCUGUGCGCUCUGCUUGCCUGAACCGCCACCCGAGCAGGAGUGUGUGAAUGUUGCAGAGCUCGGCUGCCUUGGGUAAGUUUCCAGAGCGAGGCCGUUUGCAGCAGAGAGCCGAAACCAAAGAUGGUCCUGGUGGAGCACGCUGAAGGGCUUCUGGGCCAGCCCUGCUCAGACUCCUGGGGGGUCUCCUCCAGUGCUCCCCAGAGAACCGAGGGGCUUUGGGACAGGCCACGUGGCUGGAUUCCGUGGCUUGGAGACGUUCUCAGACGGUGGCAAUGGAUGGUUUGAGUGGGAUUAACGCUGCCGGAGUGCUGCCCCCCCUUCCCAGGAGCCCCUCUUCACACGGCGGCACCCGUUGAGGCCUCGUGCUGCCUUUUCAAAGGGCAGACCGGCCUCCUGGCGUUCCCAGGUAGCUAAGACCGGCUGGCACGAGACCCCGACUUCUGUGGAGCCCACUUGGCUGCGAACAGAUGGCAACCGGGCAGGCAAAGGGCCGCACCCACAGCUCCCCCCCCCACACACAUCAGGAAAGACUGGGCUGCCCAGGUCCCCUCCUGGCUACCUCCACGCCGGUCCCUGUGGCCAGUCCUGUCCCCCCCUUGCCUGGCUUAUUCUGUUCGCUAGUAAAUGUGAAGGAACUUGCAGAUGAGGGUCUCCUGCCCCCAGCAGGCUGAGCUCUCUUGGAAGAGUCUCCCCACCCCCUCAUGAGCAGGCAGAUGGACUGUGUUACUCUCUGCUUUGGACAGAGGCCCCGUCUCUGGGGCUGCAUUCUGCUCGCACCCCAACUCUUCCCCUCCCCUCCCCUCCCCUCCCCCUGUUCUGUGGGCCCUCAGGACAAGAAGCAGGGCUGGGGCAGGGCACCUUGCUGUGAAACGGAUCUUGUGUCCCCUUAGUGUGGUAUUUUUGCUGUGGUACGACUUAACACGUUUUGUGACUUAUUAAAAAAAUGAAUCUAAGCGG